Messenger RNA from Numida meleagris (helmeted guineafowl), 2942 nucleotides. RefSeq names its product Ras association domain family member 10 (gene RASSF10). NCBI's taxonomy places the organism in Eukaryota, Metazoa, Chordata, Aves, Galliformes, Numididae. Gene Ontology annotation, biological process: signal transduction. The record is from RefSeq and is a predicted model, not a curated record. Bases 81 to 1382 code for a protein of 433 amino acids. The transcript has a single exon.
GCCUCCGCCCAACGCUCGCGCGGAGCGGCCGCCCGGCCAGCCCUGAGCCGGCGGUCCCGGCCGCCCGCCCGCCGCCCCCGAUGGAGCCCGAGGAGCGGAAGAUCUCGGUGUGGAUCUGCCAGGAGGAGAAGCUGAUCUCGGGGCUGUCCCGGCGCACCACCUGCUCGGACGUGGUGCGGGUGCUGCUGGAGGACAGCCACCACAGGCGGCAGCGGCCGGCGCCGCCCGAGCCCGGCGGCGGGAUGCUGUCGGGGCCGCCGCACUCCUACUGCAUCGUGGAGAAGUGGCGCGGGUUCGAGCGCAUCCUGCCCAACAAGACGAAGAUCCUGCGGCUGUGGGUGGCGUGGGGCGACGAGCAGGAGAACGUGCGCUUCGUGCUGGUGCGCAGCGAGGCUUCGCUGCCCAACGCCGGUCCGCGCAGCGCGGAGGCGCGGGUGGUGCUGAGCAGGGAGCGGCCCGGCCACGGCCUGGGGGCGGCCCGCGCCAGCCUGGCGCUCACGCAGGAGCGGCAGCGGCGGGUGGUGCGAAAAGCCUUCCGCAAGCUGGCCAAGAUCAACAAGAAGCGGCAGCAGCCCCUGGCCCGGGAGGCCUCGUCGGCCGAGAGGAUGGAGACGCUGGUGCACCUGGUGCUCUCGCAGGACCACACCAUCCGGCAGCAGAUCCAGCGGCUGCGAGAGCUGGACCGCGAGAUCGACCGCUACGAGGCCAAGAUCCACCUGGACCGCAUGAAGCGGCACGGCGUCAACUACGUGCAGGACACCUACCUGGUGGGCGUCGGCGGCGAGGAGCCGUGCCGGGAGGCCCAGCCCGGCACCGGCCGCCCCGAGGACGACUACGCCAGGAAGUGCGAGGAGGUGCUGCAACUGCAGGAGCAGCGGGCGCGGCAGGAGGAGCUGCUGGAGCACCUGGCCGCCGAGAUCCAGGAGGAGCUCAACGAGCGCUGGAUGAAGCGGCGGCGGGACGAGCUGGAGCUGGCGGCGGGGCCCGGCCUGGCCGAGGCGGACUGCCACACCACCGAGCUGAGCGGCGGCGGCGAGGGCGAGCUGCAGCUGGAGCACGAGCGGGUCAAGACGCAGCUGAGCACCAGCCUCUACAUCGGCCUCAAGCUCAGCACGGACCUAGAGGCCGUCAAAAGCGACCUGGACUGCACGCAGCGGGCUUGGGAGGCCCGGGAGCGGGAGCUGCAGCGGCUGCUGGAGACGCUGGGCACCCUGGACGUGGCAGAGGCGGCGGCGGAGCCGCGCGGGGCGGCGGGGGGCGGUUGGUCGGACCCGGCGCUGCGCAAGGACCGCGCCGACAACGACGACGACUCGGACACGGGGCUGAGCUCCAUGCACAGCCAGGACUCGGACUCGGUGCCCGUCUGCGAGUCCCUCGUCUAGCGCCCGCGGCGCUGCGCUCGCUGCCCGCAGCGGCCGGCAUACGGCCGCGGGAGAGGUGGGGGGCCGACGGCGCGGCUCCGGGGCGCGGACCCGGCGGAACCAGUCCCCCGCAGGCGGCGAGCGGGCGCGCUCAGUGCCGUUCCCGGCCGAGGAGGAGAAACCCGCGGGGCGCUAACGUUUCGCUCACGUCUAGGUUUGCCCGUUCCUUAAAUCCUGCCGCCUGCUUCGCUCUAAAGGUUUUCGUGCCGGGCCUUCUACUCCCGUGGCUCCCGACGCCACGCACCGUAGCGCAGACUUCAGCAGGCACGCUGUCCACGAGCGAAGAACAGGGCCACGCCGCGGGGCAGCCCGCAGAGCUCGGGCUGGCGAGUGCCAGCCCCCCCGCUCCGCUGCGGACAAAAAGGCCCUGGCACGAAAGCUGCUGAUCACUUAGAACUAGGGAGGAAAAGAGGUGUCCACGCUACCGAAGCUGACGCUGGGCUCUCCUAACGCCUAGGGUUGGGGAGCGUGCUGCAGAUCCUUUUGGCAAUGUAAAGGGGUGAUCAAUCACUGCUUCAGAAAGAGCAAGCUAAAGCAAAAUACAGAUCAAUACGCUGUAUUAACCAGCUCUGCUUAGUGCUUUUCCUUAUGCGUAGAUAGGAGUGCUUUGUUUUAAGACAUACUAAGAGAUCUAUUAGUAUCAAUGUUCAUUUGACACUGAUUGAAAAUAAUCAGCAGAGCCCUAUGUACACAGCCUUCAACCACAUUUUUGCGCUAGGCUAGCUGCAGCCUGGCAGAGCUUGGCUGUACUUAAACAACGUACAGAAUCAGCUUGAGCGACCGUUUUUAAUAACACAGUUUGUAUCAGGCUGAGAGAUUACAAUGAUAAAAGCAUGACUCAAGCCCUAGCUGCACUACAGCUUAAUCUUUUCAGUUAUUCCAAUAAAAAAAAAUAAAUGUAGCAUCAGCUGUAACAUGCAUUUCACUGAACUGCCAAAUCUUUCUCCGCAGCUUAACUCUUAACAAAAAUGUAUGAACUGCUCUUACAGUAAGAGACGCCAGGAUUUUUCUAUUUUAGAAUAAUUACAGAGACGGUUUAAGCAGUGAGAGACCAGAGAAUGUUUAGUCAGACCUGACCGACAGCGUGAACUUCUUACAACUUCUGAGAUAGUUAUUUAAGGCUAUUUAUGAAAGUUUUCAUUUAAUGAUAAGAAAGCAUAAGAAGGGAUAGAUCAACAGACCUGUUCUUUACUCUUAUAAAAACCUCACAGCUUCCUCACCCCAAGUCCAGGUCCUGUUCCCGUGUGGUGUUCUCACAGGGAGGAUUCUGCUGGACAGCAGAACACACCGCAAUUGGGCAGUGUGGAAAUGCUCAGAAAUACCGCUGGGGGAUCUGGUGAUGCUGUAAGAUUCCCCAUAUGGCAUAAGUCUGAAUAAAUGAUAUUCCACUGAAUGGGUCUCAGUUAUAACAAACUGUAGCUUACUUGGAACAUUGAUUAUAUAAUUCUCAUGUUUUAGUCGAUCUUGGAAAAUAUUUAAAAACUUAUUUUUAGACUGAAUAAAAUUCUUAAUAAGACUGAA